AUGACUGCUACGUCCGGCGCUCCCACGACUCCGCCGUCCGCGGUGAUGGCUCCGCCUAAGCAGGCUCCCAUGGAUGCCACGCCGCCUUCCGGAGCGCGCACGUCGAGCAUCGUGUCCCAGCAGCCGAUGAGCGAGCCGAGGCCUGAGAUGAGCCGCCUGCGCGGAGGGGGUAUGAGCUUAGGGUUCGACUGCUGCGGCGGCUCUUGCCGCUUCCACAAGGCCUGCUGCUAG
Parascedosporium putredinis is the source of this 231-nucleotide messenger RNA. The record is from the annotation of a GenBank genome assembly. NCBI's taxonomy places the organism in Eukaryota, Fungi, Ascomycota, Sordariomycetes, Microascales, Microascaceae.